Trachymyrmex septentrionalis is the source of this 2155-nucleotide messenger RNA. It is a transcript of the gene hig, whose product is annotated as locomotion-related protein Hikaru genki. The record is from RefSeq and is a predicted model, not a curated record. Bases 270 to 1697 code for a protein of 475 amino acids. Lineage: Eukaryota; Metazoa; Arthropoda; Insecta; Hymenoptera; Formicidae. The transcript is spliced from 10 exons.
GAUUAUGGAUGUUUAGUAUCGACGUUGUUGCUGGCGUGUUGUCGCACGCUCCAGCAUCCGAUUGCAGGGUGUGAUAAUUGCGCCCGAGAGUGCGACGUGAGAGUAUCCUACUGUUUUGUGCGAGAUAAUGAACGGAAUCGAGAGACGGCAGUCGAGACCGAUCGACGACGCGCGAUCAUGCGUCCGCCUCGCUACCACGCUGCGUUAGCGUCCCUCGUCGUCGUUAAUCAUGGUCCUGCGUGACCGCGAUUUACCAGAACACCAGCAACAUGCCGUGCGACGAUCGUUCGGGAAGGACGCGUGCACGUGUCGCAGCGAUAGCGACCACAACGUUGUUCCUGUUCACGUUGAAUUUCAAGUGCAUAGAUACCGAGAAUUUGGGACUGGACAACGUUUGCAUAUUGAAAGACCUUCAUCCUCUUCUUAUCGUCACCUAUAAAUAUCUUACUAUGUCUAUACACACAAUUCGUGUACCUCACAAUGAACGACUGAUGGUGAGAUGUCGAGAGAUAGGUAAAUACAAGUUUAUUGGUGAUUCCUUGUUGAACUGCCGCAAUGGCACGUGGGAUGGAAAGACACCUAGUUGCGUGUCUACCACGGCAAUCUCCAAUUAUACCGAAGAUGUACCACCAACUAUCGAUUUCGGUCUACCUACUGGUUCGGCCGUAGUAGAGCCGACCGGUGCACUCGCCGUUUACCCAGGAAGUAUCCUUCAUCUGGAGUGUCUCUUUGCUAGGAAGUUGGGCAAUCCCGAAUGGACAUGGACCUCAACGUUCCGUCGAUAUCUGACAGGAUGGGCGAUCGCUGCACGGGAAAGGGAUUUGAAGUAUCGCCUCUCGAUAUAUUAUGCCAAACCGCCGGAUUCCGGAAUAUAUACGUGCACCACACCGAAAGGAUUGAACAAUUCUAUACAAGUUCGUGUUGUAGAUGUUCAAUGUCCGGUAUUAAAUGUCCCGGAGCCGCCGUUAAUUAGUCGCAUCGGAGGCAGCCGAAUGGGAAAUAGUGCUAUUUUCGAGUGUCCAGUAGGCUACAGAUUAGAAGGUGCUUCCAGAAUCACGUGCCAGUAUAACGGCAAAUGGUCGACGGAGAUGCCGCAUUGCGAGAAGAUCAAAUGCUCGGAGAUAAUUAUCAGAAAUAAUGCAUUGUUGGUAUUAAACGAGCACAAUAGCACGUAUGGCGAGAAAGCUAUCUUCACCUGCAUGUGGGGAUACAAACUUUUGGGCUCGCAGAGUAUGACGUGCGAAGGGGACGGCAAGUGGAACGGAUCUAUGCCGACUUGUCAAAAGAUCAUUUGUCCUGUACCGGAAACGCCACAAAGUGGACGCAUCGUAGAGCAACCGCGAUAUACUAACAAGAAACAGCCGAAUCAUGGCCGAACAUACAAAGUCGGCGCCUUAGUGAGAUUUGCCUGUCAACCAGGCCAUCAAUUGAUAGGAGAAGCGGUUAUCAUAUGCACCGAAAACGGUACUUGGUCUCACGAUCCACCUGUAUGUAAGGUAAGGUGUCCUUAUCCAGGUGAUCCACCUCAUGGUCGAAUUGCACCUCUCAAGUUUUGGUACAAACCAGGAGAUAACAUACAGGUAACAUGUUCGCCUGGCUAUGUGACUCCUCUGGAACCAGUGAAAAAACCAUCGUGUCGGGAAAAUGGCAUUUGGAGCGCACCACCGCCACCUUGUCGAUCUUACAAAGAGGUGUGAGAGCGAACACGAGUUCUCUCAUUUAAUUCUCAAGAAUCUCUCACGGACUACUGCGCCAUUUUAUCUUACAUGACAAAUUCGAUAUUUAUUAUACGGGUAGCAACGUGCAUCAAUAUACGAUAAGAGAAACAUUGAAAUAUGAAGCACUCAUUUUGUUUUGAAGUGUAGACUAAUUACUUAAAGUUAAUAAUAUUAUUGGACGAUGAAUAUAGUUACAGUUACAAUUUACCGAAUCGACAAAUAAUCACGAGUAGAUUACACUGAAAAGAGCAUUUUGCGUUAAACGUAGACUAUGGAACGACCACAGUAUUUUGUUAAUUCUCUUCCAAACGUACAACGAUUUUAAUAAAAUCCCCUUUUCUUAAUAUACUCUUAAUAAACAUUUUCCCACGAUCAUUUCUACUUAUUUUUAACACUGAAGCACGCCGUUUUCUUCGGAUACAGAAUAUAGAUGUUAA